AUGGGAAGUCAGAUUCUGUUUUUAGCUCAGUUCCACAACCUUGAAGAUGAUAAUCCAGUUGUCAACGCUCUCUGGCAAGUUGUAAAAGACUUGCACCUGAUGGGUAAGAAUCAAUACCCCAUCAAGCCUGCCACAAUGCUCAGUGGGACUAUGAAAGGCAUUGGAUUCCGACCAGGUAUGGAGCAUGAUAAAACUGCUGCCUUCGAGAACAAUGCAGCACUCAUGAAAACGUUUGGACUUCCCAGCUGGUCGGACAGUGAAUGGACAGACUUUUUGAAUGACAGCACCCAAGCAUUUACAAGUGCAAUUGUAACCAACAAUGACUUCACCAAUGAACCUCAUCCAGAUGACGAUGUCAAUGGCUUUACUUAUGGCAUCUUCACUUACAUCAAUCCCAAAACUGGCGAUCCAAUAACUCCGAACAUCUCUGAAUCCUCCAGUGGCCAUGCACUAAGAUUUCCUGAAUUCAACUGCAAAAUUGACUUUGGAAUGUCACCUGGGAUCAUCGAAAUUGCCUGGGCUAGUAAUCGAGUAAUUCAUCAUACAACCAAGCCUCCUAAAUCACUUCAGACCACAAAAUUUCUUACCCACUUCGGAUCUUCUCUUCAAACUGCGAAGGCACUAAUUUAUUGGGCUCAAAUGCUAGCAGAGCUCCCUCUUGAAAGAAAGCUCAAGCAACAGUUGGACGCUGUGAAAGAAACAGAAUUGAAGAUAGUAGGCUGUUAG
Puccinia triticina is the source of this 726-nucleotide messenger RNA. RefSeq lists its product as uncharacterized. Bases 1 to 726 code for a protein of 241 amino acids. The record is from RefSeq and is a predicted model, not a curated record. The transcript is spliced from 2 exons. NCBI's taxonomy places the organism in Eukaryota, Fungi, Basidiomycota, Pucciniomycetes, Pucciniales, Pucciniaceae.